AUGACGAGCCGGGCGAGCGCCCCCAGUUUGUCGUCUCACUCAGUGGCAGAAGGCCCAUGGAGACCAGCGCGUGCGCCGCCAUUCGACCCGUUCGAGUACGUGCCGCACGAACGCGGGUACAGGACGUACUGGGGCUUCAGUCUGGGCGUCGCCUACCUCACAUUCAUCGCUCUCUUCAUCGGAUACGGGCUGUAUCGCUUCGCGACAGACCCCAUGCAGGCGUCCGAGAGCACGUCCUCGGUCAGCGACUACGCCUACCAUCCGCGGACCUCCAUGGAAUCGAACGUCGCCUUCGCGGCCACGAUCGUCGGCCCGAUCGACCUCCUGCCCCCCGGCACCAUCUACCUGGUCGCCAAACAGCAGUACCUGGAGAUCGCGAUGGAUGGCGGCGACAGACCCAGCGUCAAUACCGUCGAGAUCGACCUGCCGCUGGCCCCGGCCGAAAUCGUCAACUCGGACGGCGCGGUCAUCCGCGUCAUGCGGAUCGUGCCUGCGUGCGCCGACCCGACGAAGGACCAGGUGCCCGAGCUGGUGGCGCUGCCGUUCGAGCUCGGCGACGGGGAGAAGCCCAUGAGCAUCUACCGCCUGCCCGGGGCCGUGCCCUGCGACAGCAACGUGGCGCAGUUUCCGCACAUGCAGGGAACGCUGUUCGCAUCGCGAAGCUUCGCCCAGGUCGCGAUCGAGGCUCGGGUGAACUGGACGAAGAUUGCAGACGCGCCACCGCAGCUCCGCGCUCUCGUGUACUCCUGCUUCGUGGUGGGGCUCAUGCGGUCCGAGCAGGUGCCCACGAACGCGAUCACGUGGAACACGGACCUCGAGGAUCUCCGCGCGCAGAGGGUCGGCUUCCUGACCUCGCAAUCGAAGCCGCUCUUCGUAAAUGAAGUGGCCGUGUCGGUGCGGCGGACCACCGUGAUCAAGGAGAGCUUCAUCUUCAGCUUCCUCCCCGUAAUCUCGUCCGAGAACCUCGCCUGGGACAGAGCGGACGUCGAGCUCCUCAGCGUCUCCCAGCCCCAGGGGGACUUGCUAGCACGGUACCUCUUCCGCCUCGACGGCAGCUUCGUCGAGGUGCGCCUCGUGCCGGUCAAGGACCUCUGGACGCUCCUCGGGGACAUCGGCGGCAUCGUGGGGCUUCUCUUCGUGCUGUUCUCGCAGCCGGGAAAGCUCGUGAACUUCCUGCUGCUGCGACGCGACGUGUCCGCACGCCUGCAGCGCGCGGGCGGCGUCGAGGCGGACGUCAAGCAGGCGGCAUCGAGCAGGGCCUCCACGGCGAGCGUCAGGGACGCAGACGUCGUCAGGAUGUCUGUGGAGACGCAGCAGGUGGAAGUGGCGAAGCGGGCCGUGCAGUUUGCCGCCGCCGACCGCGUGCACGAGGACGGGGUCGACCCGCGCGAGGGCCUGCCGGACCGGGGCUCUCGGCCCCGGGUGACGCCGCGGAGCAGCACGCGCACGCCGAUCAGGUGA
Molecule: messenger RNA, 1461 nt
Organism: Pedinophyceae sp. YPF-701
Lineage: Eukaryota; Viridiplantae; Chlorophyta; Pedinophyceae
Source: the annotation of a GenBank genome assembly